AUUUCCUAUUGGAGAAUCCCCGUUUAUGUCUUUAAAGUCUGUCAGAGAUAGUUUAUUACGGGAUUUGUUUAAAGAUCGGAGCGGAGUGAGUGAGAGCAGAGGAUCAGAGAGUGGAGGAGACUCGACCCUCUUUCGUCUGCAGUCCCAUAACUGAGAAUUCAAGAAUGCAUUCGGCGGUGCUUCUCUUCGCCUCUGCCCUCUCUGUGGCCACCUUCGCCCUCGACAAUGGAGUGAUGAGGACCCCUCCCAUGGGCUGGUUGGCAUGGGAGCGAUUCCGCUGUGACAUUGACUGUGAACACGAUCCCAAGAACUGCAUCAGUGAGAAUCUGUUCAUUGACAUGGCAGACAGACUCUCAGAGGACGGCUGGAGGGAACUCGGAUACGUCUAUGUGAACAUAGAUGACUGCUGGUCCUCCAUGGAGAGAGACAAGGAGGGACGGCUGCAGCCAGACCCGAAAAGGUUUCCAGGAGGCAUCCCUAAACUUUCACGCUACCUGCACGACAGGGGUCUUAAGCUGGGGAUCUACGGGGACAUGGGCACACACACUUGUGGUGGCUACCCCGGCACCACACUGGACAAGAUCAAGAUAGAUGCUCAGACCUUUGCUGACUGGGAGGUGGAUAUGUUUAAAUUUGACGGCUGUUAUUCUAAUGCCACAGAGCAAGAGCAGGGCUACCCUCUCAUGUCAGAGGCUUUAAAUGCUACGGGCCGUCCCAUUGGCUACUCCUGCAGCUGGCCUGCCUACCAGGGUGGCCUGCCACCUAAGGUAAACUACACUCAACUGGGCAAGAUCUGCAACCUGUGGCGUAACUAUGGCGACAUCCAGGACUCUUGGGACAGUGUCCUGAACAUUAUUGACUGGUUCUUUGAGAACCAGGAUGUCCUGAUACCUGCAGCUGGACCUGGAAGGUGGAACGACCCUGAUAUGCUGGUUAUUGGAGACUUCGGCCUCAGCAUGGACCAGUCCCAGUCUCAGAUGGCUCUGUGGGCGAUUAUGGCCGCUCCUCUUUUCAUGUCCAACGAUUUACGCACCAUCAGCAGCGGGGCCCGCAGCAUCCUGCAGAACAAAAUGAUCAUCAGCAUCAACCAGGACCCCAUGGGCAUCCAGGGAAGACGCAUUGUGAAGGAGAAGAGUGGCAUUCAAGUGUUCAUCCGUCCCCUGUCAAACAAUGCCAGCGCACUGGUAUUCUUCAGUCGUCGCACUGACAUGCCCUACCGCUACAAGACUUCCCUCAGCAAACUCAAUUACGCAACUGGCAGCUACAGGAUCUUUGAUGUCUUCACUGACAAGACAAUGACACUGAAAGACUCCACUGACUUUGUGGUGUCAGUGAACCCCACAGGUGUGGUCAUGUGGCAUGUCUCGGCGCCCGCCAAACUGAACCUCCGCCACUUCUACAAUGGUGGCAGACUCCAGGGAUCUGCCUACGAUGAUGAUGAAAACACCAUUCCUCGUGUCUUCCUCUGACCGCUCACUGAUUGAACUUCAUAAUCUAAUAAUCACAUCACUGUCUCUGCCUUGGUUCAGUGGCUCUUGAUAAAUUUUAACAAGACCUCACCUGUACGUCAUCGGGUGUUCAAAGGAUUUUAACCAUGAAGUGCCAAUAAAUAGGUGUAAAUUGUUUCAGCUUUCAAGCACGGCACUAUCUAUUCCCAGUCAUGGAAUCACUGUGUGCUCAGGGACAGGCACUAAUCUGAAAUCUGCAGUAUCAAUCAAACUUUAUAUUAUAGUGACAAAUGUAAGGAUUUGGGACACGUGUUCCUGUUAUUCACAGCGUAUGAGAGCUGAUGAUGGAUUUUAUUAACUCAGAUGAGAUUGCCAAAAUUAUGAUUGUUAUGAAUGUGUGUUUAGGAAAUGAAGAUUUUUUUAUAAGAAGUGAUUCAGUGAAUUGUGUGUUUUUGUCUUCACUGAAAUAAAUUUCUGUUUCACUUUUCAAUCAGGUAAACGUUUGUAUUUUAUCAUGUAGGACCAUCUUGAUCUAGAAUGACCUCAUCACAGUAAAAAUGUUACUUUUGUUCUUCAGGCUUUUUAAAAUAAAUGUAUACAUAACAA
Messenger RNA from Morone saxatilis (striped sea-bass), 2054 nucleotides. RefSeq names its product alpha-N-acetylgalactosaminidase-like. The record is from RefSeq and is a predicted model, not a curated record. Gene Ontology annotation, molecular function: alpha-galactosidase activity. Gene Ontology annotation, biological process: glycosylceramide catabolic process; oligosaccharide metabolic process; glycoside catabolic process. Bases 165 to 1469 code for a protein of 434 amino acids. NCBI's taxonomy places the organism in Eukaryota, Metazoa, Chordata, Actinopteri, Moronidae. Gene Ontology annotation, cellular component: cytoplasm. The transcript is spliced from 9 exons.